Messenger RNA from Octodon degus (degu), 1045 nucleotides. RefSeq names its product chromosome unknown C11orf52 homolog (gene CUNH11orf52). Gene Ontology annotation, cellular component: extracellular exosome. The transcript has 4 exons. The coding region runs from base 96 to 476 and encodes 126 amino acids. NCBI's taxonomy places the organism in Eukaryota, Metazoa, Chordata, Mammalia, Rodentia, Octodontidae. The record is from RefSeq and is a predicted model, not a curated record.
CUGGGAGCUGAAGAGGAAAGCUAAACCCAGAAGCAGGAAAUGCACAAGGUUCUUUACGUCGAAAAACAGCUGGGCUCCCUGGGAGAGAGAGCGCCAUGGGAAACCGGCUGUGCUGCGGGGCAAGCUGGAGCAGCCCAUCAUCUCUCAAGAACAGAAACAAAACAGGGAGCCAAGCAAGAUGCACACUGAAGACACAGCAGCACCAGCCUCGGCAGAGUAGCACCAAGGGCCAUAAAUUAACAGGACAUAUGUAUGAGCAGGGGUUACAGAAGCCUGCAUUCCCAAAGAGGAGUCAAGACCUGGCAUCCGAAGAGAGCAACUUACAUUACGCAGACAUUCAAGUGUACAGCCGUGCCCAGCCCCGCUCUGCCAGCGAGGUGAAACACCUGCAGUUAGAAAGUGCUACCGAAUAUGCCACCCUUUACUUCCCCCAGGCCACACCAUGCUAUGACAGCAAGAAUGGAACUUUGGUGUGAGUCUUGGGGAGGAGGCACCCGUCUCCGUCAUCUUAAGCACUACUCCUGCGCAGAGGCCUCACUGCUUUGGGGAAUUUGAUGGCAACCCAACGAUGUUAAGCUUAAGGAAUUCAAGGGCACUUGGAAAUGUAGGUGUCCUUAUUCUGUACCCAGGCCUCUUAUUUGCCACUGUUCUCUUGGAGUUGUGGUUGGGUUAGCUAUGUGUGGAGUUCCACAAAACGAUGCUAAGUGGGAUGUUCCAGAAGGUAGGUCUUUGACCUCUAACAUAGCUCAGGCCUUCAAGGGCAUUAAUGUUCCUAGUUUUUUUUUUUUUUUUUUGGUGGUACUAGGGAUCGAACUUGGGACCUUACGCAUUCUGAUAUUUAGCAACCAUCUCUGGAUUGGGCAAUCUCCUGUGGCUGAGUCAGGGGUCCUAGACCUCAGCAAACAAAUGGUUGCAGAACUGAGGCCCAGUGGAAGCCUCUCCGAACACUGGCCACAAACACCUUCGAGCUACCGUUACUAACCAACCGGCUGGACAGAUUUCUAGCUCUUGCCUGUCCAGAGUGACUUGCAUCAAUAAACGUCAA